AGGACAUCGCCACCGACCUGAACCUGACGCCCUGCAGCCUCAACCCGGAGCGCCUGGACGACAACGCGGGGCUGCCCUUCAGCGCGCGCAUCCUCAAGGCCGUGUCGGGCGCCACACAGAACCAGCUCAUGGUUCACAAGGGCUUCCUGGACGCCUACGACAGCGUGCGCCGCACCUGCUUCCGACUGCUGGACGACAUCACGGGCUCUGGCGAGAAGGCGGGCGGCCGGCCGUGGCGUGUGCUGGUGACGGGGCACAGCCUGGGCGGCGCCCUGGCCACACUGGCCGCAUACGAGCUGGCGGAGAGGAGGACUCCCGCCCGCUCCAUCCAGCGCAUCAGCCUCUACUCCUACGGCGCGCCCCGUGUGGGCAACAAGGCCUUUGCGGAGGUGUUUGACCGCCUGGUGCCCGACACCUGGCGCAUCACCAACGCCAACGACAUCGUGCCCAGCGUGCCGCGCCUGAUGGGCUACUGCCACGUGGGCCAUGCGGUGCGGCUGGGCGCGGACGGCGUGCUGCGCGUGGGGCGCAGCACGGCGGAGGGCGUGAGCACGGACGUGUUCGGCGAGGGCAAGGCGGGCAUGGAGGUCAUCCAGGACAUCGUCAGCCAGGUGCAGGACCAGUCCCGGCCCUGGGACGAGGUGUACGAGGAGAUCAAGGAGCGCGAGAUGCAGCUGCUGAACGCCCUGGUGGGGGGGCAGGGUCUGGAGGAGCACAUGGAGACCUUCUACCUUGCCUCGCUGCAACAGGCCGUGCAGGCGGCGGCGGCGGCAGGAGGGGCAGGAGGGGCGGGGCAGCAGGGCGCGGUGAAGAAGUAGAGGCGGUGACCGGGUACGGAGUGUGGCGGGUGUGGGACGGGUGCGGCAGGUGUGGUUGUGGCGGUGAAGAGUGGAGUGGCAGGCGGAGCGAGGUGCGGACUGGGCAGGGAGGGUGGAGGUGGCGGGUAGGGAUGCGAGUGUGGCAUGUAGGUCCGUGGGCUUGGCGUGUCGUGCGUGUCGUGCAUGUACAGGCGACUUGCGCGCUCUCUUGGCAGGAUGCACAUCAUAUACAUACUGUCUGCAUUUUUAUGCAUGUAUAAUGGUUAGGGGAGUGAUGGCGGCUCCUAAUAGCUGCGGGCAAAGAGAACUCGACACUGUGAGCAGUAAGGGCCGCGCCUCACCGCCGCUCGCCACCCGGGUGCCACUCCCCGCCUGAGGCUGAGUCCAAACCCUGCCCCACCUUCAUGGGGAAGUCAAGAUGGGGCGGUCAGAAUGGGGGGGGGGGGUUCAGGGUGGCGGCGGUCAGAAUGGGGCAGCCGGGAUUGGGGCGGUCAGACUGGGGCGGUCAAAGAACGGAGUGGCCAAAGAAUGGGGUGGUCAAAGGGGCAGUCAGUUUGGGGUCUGUUCGGACAGGGGUGUUCCUAGGGGCUUCACCCCGCCACCCGUUGUAAUCCGCAUCCUCG
Chlamydomonas reinhardtii is the source of this 1441-nucleotide messenger RNA. RefSeq lists its product as uncharacterized. Gene Ontology annotation, biological process: lipid metabolic process. The transcript is spliced from 7 exons. The record is from RefSeq and is a predicted model, not a curated record. Lineage: Eukaryota; Viridiplantae; Chlorophyta; Chlorophyceae; Chlamydomonadales; Chlamydomonadaceae. The coding region runs from base 129 to 818 and encodes 229 amino acids.